CGUCCCAGCAGGAAAUAUGGCGGCGCUCAUGACUUUAAGUCAGUUAUCGAGCGGAAACCCGGUAUAUGACAACUAUUUCCGACAGGUUGACCGUGGAAACACAGGACAAAUAUCAGCUGGGGAUGCAGCUCAAUUCCUUAAGAAGUCGGGGCUGUCCGACAGUACACUUGGAAAGAUUUGGGAUUUGGCUGAUUCGGAACGAAAAGGCUAUUUGGACAAGAGGGGUUUCUUCAUAGCUCUCAGGCUUGUGGCUUCGGCACAGGGCGGCAACGACAUUAGCCUCAACAACCUCAACCAAACGCUAGCUCCUCCCAAGUUUAAGGACACUGGUAGUCCAUUAGCGAGCCUAUCCCCAGUACCAACAACACAAACAGACUCGCAGUGGGCAAUACGGCCUGACGAAAAAGGGAAAUUUGAUGGUAUCUUUGAAAGUCUGUUGCCAGUCAACGGCCUCCUACCAGGGGAUAAGGUCAAACCCGUGCUCAUAAACUCCAAGCUACCUCUGGAAGUGUUGGGAAAGAUUUGGGAAAUUAGUGAUGUCGACCAGGAUGGGCAGCUGGACAAAGAGGAGUUUUCUGUGGCCAUGCAUCUGGUCUACCGAGCCAUGGAGCAGGAGCCCGUCCCGGCCACCUUGCCCUCCAACCUCAUCCCGCCGUCCAAGAGGAGGAAGUCUGGCAUGAAGUUGGCGGGCGCCGUGGCCGUGCUGCCCGGUCUGUUCGGGAUGUCCCUCUCCUCGGCUCCGUCGCCCCUGAAGGAGACCCUGCGGCCCACCCCCUCCCUGAGUGCCGUCGCUUCCCUGGGAACGCCCACCAGCGGCCUCUCGCCUAAGCACUCCUUCAAGUCCAGUCCACAGCAGACCUCCUCCGUGAACUGGGUGGUCCCGCUGGCAACAGGGGGCGCUACGACGAACCUCGUCCUCAAAACGGACACAGACAUGGACCGGCACUGGUCACUGGUACGGAGGUCAUAG
Messenger RNA from Gadus chalcogrammus (walleye pollock), 970 nucleotides. RefSeq names its product epidermal growth factor receptor substrate 15-like 1. Gene Ontology annotation, biological process: endocytosis; endosomal transport. The transcript has 10 exons. Bases 17 to 970 code for a protein of 317 amino acids. Lineage: Eukaryota; Metazoa; Chordata; Actinopteri; Gadiformes; Gadidae. The record is from RefSeq and is a predicted model, not a curated record. Gene Ontology annotation, molecular function: calcium ion binding; protein binding. Gene Ontology annotation, cellular component: clathrin coat of coated pit; plasma membrane; cytoplasm.